AACAAAUUCCCUUGAGCCACAUUAUUUUCAUCUCCAUUCAUAUUUUCAUCUGAACAUUUUUUGUUUCGUUUAUAAUUCAUUUAAAUUUCCAGAAUUAAUCAAUAUGGAAUAUGAGGAUAGUCUCUACAGACAAGUUCAGAGGCCAAAAUAUGAGUGUCUUCUAUUUGAUCUUGAUGAUACACUUUACCCCCUAAGUUCUGGCCUAGCAAACUCUGUUCUUAACAACAUUCAAGAUUAUAUGGUUGAAAAAUUGGGUAUUGAACAGAGCAAAAUUCCUCUGUUAUGUGAUCUUCUCUACAAAAACUAUGGAACCACAAUGGCAGGUCUAAGGGCAAUCGGCUACGAUUUUAACUACGACGAGUACCACAGCUUCGUCCACGGGCGGUUGCCUUAUGAAAAUCUGAAACCGGACCCGGUCUUGCGAAGCCUCUUGCCGAGUUUGCCCGUUCGAAAAGUCAUCUUCACGAAUGCUGACAAAGUCCACGCCGUGAAAGUCUUGAACCGACUCGGAUUGGAGGACUGUUUCGAAGGGAUAAUAUGCUUCGAGACGCUUAACCCGACUCACGAGAGCUUCUUGCAGCCUCUGAACGAUGGCCGUGAGAUAUUCGACAUUAUUGGGCACUUUUGUCGGCUUAAUAAUGAGGGCUCGUCCGGGCUGUUGCCAAAAACACCGAUUGUGUGCAAGCCUUCGGAACAAGAUGCUGCAAACAACAGGCGUGUCGCCGCCAUCUACAACCUGAGCCGCCGGGCCGAGUGGUUUGGCCGCGAGCUCGAGACAAUGGGUCGUGACAUUGCAGAUCUGUCCGCGGAGAUCGGGGACAUACGUCUAACUAUCCGUACCAUGGUUCGGGACAAGCAAAAGUACCGUGACGUCGGCAACCGGGGCGUUCGCGGGGGAUUUCGCGGAGGAAGUGGAGGCCGUGGUCCAAGCGGGGCGCCCCGCCGGAGAUCUUCACAACCACCGUUCGGCGACGAAGACGGCGAGGAGACAGUCUCGGAGGUGAAUCCCUUCGACGAUUUUCCAACCCCGCACGUCGAGGCUGACCCCUUCGUUGCAUACGACGGCCGUGACAUGCGGCGAUGGGGCCAGGUCUUCGUGGACGGCGACGAUAGAGGCAGGCACGAGGAGGCUGCUUUCGUCGGCGGAUAUCGUGCCCGACCCGAUUGGGGACUUGAUCGCGAAUAUAGUCAAUGGGAGGGCCCGUUUCGCGUUGACAUCCCCAAAUUCGACAGUGAGCAAGUUGACGGGCCAUUGUACGACGGUCCGCCGAUUUUCGAUGAGGAGCCUCCGGGGUCGGAGGAUGAAGUUGGCACUGUUGCUAUCAAAACCAUUGCACUUGAUGCGAUUCUUGGUGGUGUUGCAUCUGGAUUUAAGGAAUUUGAAGCAGAGGAGUUUGAUAUGCGGCUAUAUAUAUUGAAGCAGUUCAAUGGUGCAACCUCCAAUAUCCAGAAAAGGGCAAAGGCUUUAGAAGUAUUUGUUUGGGUUGAGCGAGUAACUCAAGUUGAGGAGAGGAGAAGUGUCAUUCGAGCAACCGAGUAUUUUGUGGCUAGCCAAGGGGGAAACGCCGGGCUAUUCUUGUCAUGGGGACAUCUCCAACAAGAACGGGUCGGAUUCGAGGGCGAAUCCUGCUCAACCGGGAGAGAAUGA
Molecule: messenger RNA, 1648 nt
Organism: Striga asiatica
Lineage: Eukaryota; Viridiplantae; Streptophyta; Magnoliopsida; Lamiales; Orobanchaceae
Source: the annotation of a GenBank genome assembly